AUGCAGGACCAGGACACUGUCAACACCGCCUGGGGAAUCCUUGGCAUCUUCAGUACUUGCAUGUUCUUCGUGCUGACUCUUGGCAAAGAGUAUGCUCCAUUUCUGAGCUUCCUUCUCUUCAUCUAUGUGCCAACCAGUCAGAUGCAAUGCAGGUGGUGGGAAGGCGGCACUCUGCUACAGCAGACCCGCGGAGAGUGGUUCAACUGCUUCAGCAGCCUCGUUGCCCCGCAUUCACUAAUCCAGCUCCAGAGCUGGCAUGCAGAGUGGAGGAAUUCCAACACCUUCUCGCUGAGCAUGCAAGACAGCAUCAUUGUGGUCGCACCGCCGGUGGUUACCCGUGCGUACCAAGAGCUGUCCCGCGGCAUUGUGAAUUUACAAAAUGCGAGUAUUGCCAUGCUAUGCCUGCACUGGGCCCUUGUUCCCGUCCUUUGCAGCAUGCUUCUCGGAAGAGUUCUUGCAGCUUGCGUCUCCUUCGUUGUCAUUUGCUUUCUGUGGGCACAGAAUUUCAUUGCGCUGCAGCUCGAAUCACCUUUCGGCUGCGAGCCAAAUGAUCUGCCCAUGCAGCAGAUGCAAGGUGAUUGGAAGCUCGGAACACGAGUCUACGCGCUCUGUGCCGGUCUUACCAGUGUCACAAAUGGAGUCCUUUUUAUCCUUGCGGUGGUUACGGGAUUGAUGAAAGGCUCUGAAGCCAUGGAUGUUGACAUGCUAAGGGAGAACGAGAAACAUCAGGGAAAGCAGGAUGCCAGUUUCGAAAGGGAGCUGUCAAAGUUCUUGGCCCAUUGGUCGGAGAAGGAUGAGAAGCCCAUCCAGGAUGAUGACAAGAUUCUGCGGCCCAAGGUGGAGGUCCUCCCGCCACCGCUUCCCUCACUUUCCUCACCUCCGGCUCAGCUCGUUGCCCCGCCGACUCCGGCGACGCUGAACAGCAUGAAUGAAGCAGAGCAGGACAUCGCGCGAAUGCGGAUGAAAGCUCGUACAUACACUUCUACUGAAGGAAUCUGCGGCCCGCUCGCUGAGGGCUCUGUGACCUUGUUUGGCACUCCAAAGAAUGCCGCUACGGCGCGGCCUCCGAAAGGCGGAGUCACAGCGCAGCGCACCAGCAGCCUCGAUUCAGGGAACCAGGAGAAGAGCGAUGAAUCAAAGCAGGAUCCAGGCCCACCGAAGACCCUGGGCGUGGUGCCGCGCGAAGCACAUGGUCCAGGCGAGGAGAAGACUGAGAAGCGACGCGGUUCCAAUCGCGUUUCCAAGAGCGUAAGCAUGCGCGAGCCACGCAGCAUUUUCUUGCACCAAAUAACGAAUCGGGCAGGCGAGGAGGACGAGGAGGAUGAGGAUAUGGACGACCCGGACGAAGCGAUCCCAUGCAAAAAGGAGUCCUUGUGCACCUGCAUCCAGAAGAUGUGUCUUUGGCUGGUGUGCUUGGAGUACUUCGACUAUGUCAUGGGCAGCAUCCUCAAAGCUAAAGAUUCAUGA
This is a messenger RNA of Symbiodinium necroappetens, 1467 nucleotides long. The record is from the annotation of a GenBank genome assembly. Lineage: Eukaryota; Dinophyceae; Suessiales; Symbiodiniaceae.